Molecule: messenger RNA, 1017 nt
Organism: Anopheles nili
Lineage: Eukaryota; Metazoa; Arthropoda; Insecta; Diptera; Culicidae
Exons: 1
Coding region: 1-1017 (338 amino acids)
Source: RefSeq, a predicted model, not a curated record
AUGGAUUCGAACAGCGGCAGCGGCUGCCACAAGAGCGAUCUGAAUUUGCUGGUGAAGAACAUUGUCAAGAUUCUGCUCACCACCUCGAAGUACUUCCACUGUCCGUUCUGCGCGGACGAAUACCUGUUCGAGUUCACGCUGAAGCAUCACCUGCUGAAAAACCACGAGCGGGACCUGGAAAAGAUUGUCCGAUCGCCAGAUGCAAGCAUACGCUUUUGCGAGAGCAACAUCUGCCCGUACUGCGGUGCCCUGUUCUACUACAUUUCCGCCCUGCCGAAGCAUAUCAUGAACAGCCACAGCCGGGAGUGUUUGCUGAAGUGGCAGGCCAUCGAAAAGGAGAACAGUCUUGCCCGGAAGCUCGCGAACGAUCCGAGCAUCCAGUGCGUACCCUGCUCACCCGGGCUGAGUGACUUCUUCGACGACCUAACGACCGGUAGCAGUCGUCGCGGGAAUGGUAACGCCGGAAGCGGAAGCAUGAUACAGCUGACCAAACCUUCGCCCCUGCUGAAAACGGCGCUGCGCAACGUGAAUCGUAUCACGGCGGGCACGGGCACGGCUCAGAGCAAUUUUUUGGCAGGUGCCGGUGAAAUCGAUACCUCUGGAACGUCGGCAUGGUCUAGCUUUGGGUUCGACAGUUCGCAACCACGCCGUAAUCUCAGCAGCCACCAUUCCGUCCGGCGAGAACUGCAUUUUGGAGAUGAUCGUGGCGCUUCCGGGCAUGGAUCGAGCGAUUCACCGUCGCUGUGUAAUCUGAUCGGUGGCAGCUGUUCGUCAUCUCCGAGCAACGAGUCGGUGUCCUCGGUACGCAAACCAAAGUUCCAGCGGAAGCGCUUCAAUCUGCGCUCGAUAAAGCCGAAGCUUAACUUCCGGAAGUAUGUGCUGUCGAAGUUCUCGAAGAAGUACCACUGCAAAAUCGUCACCAGCACACCGAACAACUUCCUCGACGACGGUAGCACACGUGAUUCGACGCGAUUCCUCCACAAUCAGGAGCGCUGGAAUAGGAUCCACUUCGAAUGA